Molecule: messenger RNA, 819 nt
Organism: Rotaria sordida
Lineage: Eukaryota; Metazoa; Rotifera; Eurotatoria; Philodinida; Philodinidae
Source: the annotation of a GenBank genome assembly
AUGGACGGUGUAGCAACAUCCUCUUAUAAACUACCCAAUGGACUUCGACAUGCUCAAAGUAUGGAUAAUGUUUCAUGGGUUUCGAGUCCACGAAAAAAACAUUGGCCAGUUAUUGAUGAGAAUUGUCCAUUACACGGUUCUCGAGGCAAAUGCACUUGUGCAUCAUUUGUUAACGAUGAUGCUAAUGAUGUAGGCAGCGAUGGAAUGGGAAGUUCUGAAUCUCUUAAUCGAUCUUAUGAUUUCGGACAACGAAAUAAUGAAACUAAUGACAAAAAUGAUGAACUUGUUUCUGCAAGUGUUAAACCAUAUAAUAACAAUCCACCAUUACCAGAUACUCAACGAGAUAUUGUUGGUAAUAAUCUUCAUUUUAGUUCAACAUCGAUUAAUCAUAGUUGGAUCGAUAAUGAAAAUGAUCAAUUAGCUGCUUUACUUCUCUAUCGAGAUGCUUUGAAAAGAAAUUUAACAACAGCUACAAGAGCUGGAGGUGGUUUUCCAAGAAUGCGUCAUGGUCGUAUCGGAAGUCAAUGGCGUCAUAUAAAACAAACAAAUACAUAUUCUGGAUCAAAUCUUAUGUUUAUCGAUGGUACAGUACGAAUUGAUGAUAGUUUUAAAUAUCCAAUACCUCGUUUUGGUUAUCCACCAAUGAAACGACCACAACAUAAAUUUUCAUCAUCUUAUAAUGAUUUAUCUUUUACAUCAAAAAAUCCAGCAACACAAUCAUUAGAUGCUUUAACUUGGUCACAAAACCACCUGAAUCAACAUAUAAAAAACCUACAUCAACAAAUUAUUCGACUAUUAAUAAAAAAGAAUAUUAAGUAA